Symphalangus syndactylus (siamang) is the source of this 5995-nucleotide messenger RNA. Its product is annotated as complement factor H. Gene Ontology annotation, biological process: complement activation. The record is from RefSeq and is a predicted model, not a curated record. Gene Ontology annotation, molecular function: complement component C3b binding. Lineage: Eukaryota; Metazoa; Chordata; Mammalia; Primates; Hylobatidae.
GGCCCAAGGAAAGGCGGGAGAUGCUUCUUCCUGAUUGGCCCUCCUUUGGCGGGUUCAGACAGUGCCCAGUCAAGGAGGGGAGAAGAACCCGGAACCGGCGCCAUUAAGCAAGUUCUUUCCUGCACUAAUCACAAUUCUUGGAAGAGGAGAACUGGACGUUGUGAACAGAGUUAGCUGGUAAAUGUCCUCAUAAAAGAUCCAAAAAAUGAGACUUCUAGCAAAGAUUAUUUGCCUUAUGUUAUGGGCUAUUUGUGUAGCAGAAGAUUGCAAUGAACUUCCUCCAAGAAAAAAUACAGAAAUUCUGACAGGUUCCUGGUCUGACCAAACAUAUCGAGAAGGCACUCAGGCUAUCUAUAAAUGCCGCCCUGGAUAUAUAUCUCUUGGAAAUAUAAUAAUGGUAUGCAGGAAGGGAGAAUGGGUUGCUCUUAAUCCAUUAAAGAAAUGUCAGAAAAGGCCCUGUGGACAUCCUGGAGAUACUCCCUUUGGUUCUUUUAGCCUCACAGGAGGAAAUGUGUUUGAAUAUGGUGUAAAAGCUGUGUAUACAUGUAAUGAGGGGUAUCAAUUGCUAGGUGAGAUUAAUUACCGUGAAUGUGACACAGCUGGAUGGACCAAUGAUAUUCCUAUAUGUGAAGUUGUGAAGUGUUUACCAGUGACAGCACCAGAGAACGGAAAAAUUGUCAGUGGUGCAAUGGAACCAGAUCGGGAAUACCAUUUUGGACAAGCAGUACAGUUUGCAUGUAACUCAGGCUACAAGAUUGAAGGAGAUAAAGAAAUGCAUUGUUCAGAUGAUGGUUUUUGGAGUAAAGAGAAACCAAAGUGUGUGGAAAUUUCAUGCAAAUCCCCAGAUGUUAUAAAUGGAUCUCCUAUAUCUCAGAAGAUUAUUUAUAAGGAGAAUGAACGAUUUCAAUAUAAAUGUAACAGCGGUUAUGAAUACAGUGAAAGGGGAGAUGCUGUAUGCACUGAAUCUGGAUGGCAUCCGUUGCCUUCAUGUGAAGAAAAAACAUGUAAUGCUCCUUAUAUUCCAAAUGGUGUCUACUCACCUUUAAGGAUUAAACACAGAACUGGAGAUGAAAUCAGGUACCAGUGUAUAAAUGGUUUUUAUCCUGCAACCCGGGGAAAUACAGCAAAAUGCACAAGUACUGGCUGGAUACCUGCUCCAAGAUGUACCUUGAAACCUUGUGAUUAUCCAAACAUUAAACAUGGAGGUCUAUAUUAUGAGAGUUUGCGUAGACCAUACUUUCCAGUAGCUGUAGGAAAAUAUUACGCCUAUUACUGUGAUGAAUCUUUUGAGACUCCUUCAGGAAGUUACUGGGAUAACAUUCAUUGCACACAAGAUGGAUGGUCGCCAGCAGUACCAUGUCUCAAAACGUGUUCCAAAUCAAGUAUAGAUAUUGAGAAUGGGUUUAUUUCUGAAUCUCAGUAUACAUAUGCCUUAAAUAAAAAAGCAAAAUAUCAAUGCAAACUAGGAUAUGUAACAGCAGACGGUGAAACAUCAGGAUCAAUUACAUGUGGGAAAAAUGGAUGGUCAGCUCAACCCACAUGCAUUAAAUCUUGUGAUAUGCCAGUAUUUAUGAAUGCCAGAGCUAAAAAUGACAUCACAUGGUUUAAGCUGAAUGACAUAUUGGACUAUGAAUGCCAUGAUGGUUAUGAAAGCACAAAUGGAAGCACCACUGGUUCCAUAGUGUGUGGUUACAAUGGUUGGUCUGAUUUACCCAUAUGUUAUGAUUCUACAGGAAAAUGUGGGCCCCCUCCACCUAUUGACAAUGGAGACAUUACUUCAUUCCCGUUGUCAGUAUAUGCUCCAGAUUCAUCAGUUGAGUACAAAUGCCAGGACUUGUAUCAACUUGAGGGUAACAAGCGAAUAACAUGUAGAAAUGGACAAUGGUCAAAACCUCCAAAAUGCUUACAAGUGAAACCUUGUGAGUUUCCAGAAAUUCAACAUGGAGGUCUAUAUUAUGAGAGUAUGCGUAGACCAUACUUUCCAGUGGCUGCAGGACAAUCUUAUUCCUAUUACUGUGACCGAAAUUUUGUGACUCCUUCGGAAAGUUACUGGGAUUACAUUCAUUGCACACAAGAUGGGUGGUCGCCAACAGUCCCAUGCCUCAGAACAUGCUCACAAUCAGACGUAGAAAUUGAAAAUGGAUUCAUUUCUGAAUCUUCCUCAAUUUAUAUUUUAAAUAAAGAAAUACAAUAUAAUUGUAAACCAGGAUAUGCAACAGCAGAUGGAAAUUCUUCAGGAUCAAUUACAUGUUUGCAAAAUGGGUGGUCAACACAACCAAUUUGCAUUAAACUUUGUGAUAUGCCUGUUUUUGAGAAUUCCAGAGCCAAGAGUAAUGGCAUGUGGUUUAAGCUCCAUGACACAUUGGACUAUGAAUGCUAUGAUGGAUAUGAAAGCAGUUAUGGAAACGCCACAGGUUCCAUAGUGUGUGGUGAAGAUGGCUGGUCCCAUUUGCCAACAUGCUAUAAUUCUUCAGAAAAGUGUGGGCUUCCUCCACCUAUUAGCAAUGGAGAUACCACGACCUUCCCGCAAAAAGUGUAUCUGCCAUGGUCAAGAGUCGAGUACCAAUGCCAGUCCUCCUAUGAACUUCAGGGUUCUAAAUAUGUCACAUGUAGUAAUGGAGAGUGGACAGAACCACCAAGAUGCAUAUUAAUGAAACCUUGUGAGUUUCCAGAAAUUCAACAUGGAGGUCUAUAUUAUGAGAGUAGGCGUAGACGAUACUUUCCAGUGGCUGCAGGACAAUCUUAUUCCUAUUACUGUGACCGAAAUUAUGUGACUCCUUCGGGAAGUUACUGGGAUUACAUUCAUUGCACACAAGAUGGGUGGUCGCCAACAGUCCCAUGCCUCAGAACAUGCUCAAAAUCAGAUAUAGAAAUUGAAAAUGGAUUUAUUUCUGAAUCUUCCUCUAUUUAUAUUUUAAAUAAGGAAACACAAUAUAAUUGUAAACCAGGAUAUGCAACAGCAGAUGGAAAUUCUUCAGGAUCAAUUACAUGUUUGCAAAAUGGAUGGUCAACACAACCAAUUUGCAUUAAACUUUGUGAUAUGCCUGUUUUUGAGAAUUCCAGAGCCAAGAGUAAUGGCGUGUGGUUUAAGCUCCAUGACACAUUGGACUAUGAGUGCUAUGAUGGAUAUGAAAGCAGUUAUGGAAACACCACAGGUUCCAUAGUGUGUGGUGAAGAUGGCUGGUCCCAUUUGCCAACGUGCUAUAAUUCUUCAGAAAAGUGUGGGCCUCCUCCACCUAUUAGCAAUGGAGAUACCACGACCUUCCCGCAAAAAGUGUAUCUGCCACGGUCAAGAGUUGAGUACCAAUGCCAGUCCUACUAUGAACUUCAGGGUUCGAAAUAUGUCACAUGUAGUAAUGGAGAGUGGACAGAACCACCAAGAUGCAUAUUAAUGAAACCUUGUGAGUUUCCAGAAAUUGAACAUGGAGGUCUAUAUUAUGAGAGUAGGCGUAGACCAUACUUUCCAGUGGCUGCAGGACAAUCUUAUUCCUAUUACUGUGACGGAAAUUUUGUGACUCCUUCGGGAAGUUACUGGGAUUACAUUCAUUGCACACAAGAUGGGUGGUCGCCAACAGUCCCAUGCCUCAGAACAUGCUCAAAAUCAGAUAUAGAAAUUGAAAAUGGAUUUAUUUCUGAAUCUUCCUCCAUUUAUAUUUUAAAUAAAGAAACACAAUACAAUUGUAAACCAGGAUAUGCAACAGCAGAUGGAAAUUCUUCAGGAUCAAUUACAUGUUUGCAAAAUGGAUGGUCAACACAACCAAUUUGCAUUAAACUUUGUGAUAUGCCUGUUUUUGAGAAUUCCAGAGCCAAGAGUAAUGGCGUGUGGUUUAAGCUCCAUGACACAUUGGACUAUGAGUGCUAUGAUGGAUAUGAAAGCAGUUAUGGAAACACCACAGGUUCCAUAGUGUGUGGUGAAGAUGGCUGGUCCCAUUUGCCAACGUGCUAUAAUUCUUCAGAAAAGUGUGGGCCUCCUCCACCUAUUAGCAAUGGAGAUACCACGACCUUCCCGCAAAAAGUGUAUCUGCCACGGUCAAGAGUUGAGUACCAAUGCCAGUCCUACUAUGAACUUCAGGGUUCGAAAUAUGUCACAUGUAGUAAUGGAGAGUGGACAGAACCACCAAGAUGCAUAUUAAUGAAACCUUGUGAGUUUCCAGAAAUUGAACAUGGAGGUCUAUAUUAUGAGAGUAGGCGUAGACCAUACUUUCCAGUGGCUGCAGGACAAUCUUAUUCCUAUUACUGUGACGGAAAUUUUGUGACUCCUUCGGGAAGUUACUGGGAUUACAUUCAUUGCACACAAGAUGGGUGGUCGCCAACAGUCCCAUGCCUCAGAACAUGCUCAAAAUCAGAUAUAGAAAUUGAAAAUGGAUUUAUUUCUGAAUCUUCCUCCAUUUAUAUUUUAAAUAAAGAAACACAAUACAAUUGUAAACCAGGAUAUGCAACAGCAGAUGGAAAUUCUUCAGGAUCAAUUACAUGUUUGCAAAAUGGAUGGUCAACACAACCAAUUUGCAUUAAACUUUGUGAUAUGCCUGUUUUUGAGAAUUCCAGAGCCAAGAGUAAUGGCGUGUGGUUUAAGCUCCAUGACACAUUGGACUAUGAGUGCUAUGAUGGAUAUGAAAGCAGUUAUGGAAACACCACAGGUUCCAUAGUGUGUGGUGAAGAUGGCUGGUCCCAUUUGCCAACGUGCUAUAAUUCUUCAGAAAAGUGUGGGCCUCCUCCACCUAUUAGCAAUGGAGAUACCACGACCUUCCCGCAAAAAGUGUAUCUGCCACGGUCAAGAGUUGAGUACCAAUGCCAGUCCUACUAUGAACUUCAGGGUUCGAAAUAUGUCACAUGUAGUAAUGGAGAGUGGACAGAACCACCAAGAUGCAUAUUAAUGAAACCUUGUGAGUUUCCAGAAAUUGAACAUGGAGGUCUAUAUUAUGAGAGUAGGCGUAGACCAUACUUUCCAGUGGCUGCAGGACAAUCUUAUUCCUAUUACUGUGACGGAAAUUUUGUGACUCCUUCGGGAAGUUACUGGGAUUACAUUCAUUGCACACAAGAUGGGUGGUCGCCAACAGUCCCAUGCCUCAGUAAACAAUGUAUUCUCAGUUAUUUGGAGAAUGGAUAUAACACAAAAUAUGAAGGAACAUAUUUACAGGGUCAAUCUGUAAACGGAGCAUAUCCUGGCUACGGUCUUCCAAAUGUGCAGACCGCAGUUCCGUGUACAGAGGAUGAACGGUCUCCUCCUCCCAGAUGCAUUCGUGGCAGAACAUGCUCACAAUCAGAUAUAGAAAUUGAAAAUGGAUUUAUUUCUGAAUCUUCCUCUAUUUAUAUUUUAAAUAAAGAAAUACAAUAUAAAUGUAAACCAGGAUAUGCAACAGCAGAUGGAAAUUCUUCAGGAUCAAUUACAUGUUUGCAAAAUGGAUGGUCAGCACAACCAAUUUGCAUUAAUUCUUCAGAAAAGUGUGGGCCUCCUCCACCUAUUAGCAAUGGAGAUACCACAUCCUUUCUACUAAAAGUAUAUGUGCCACAGUCAAGAGUUGAGUACCAAUGCCAGUCCUACUAUGAACUUCAGGGUUCUAAUUAUGUAACAUGUAGUAAUGGAGAGUGGUCAGAACCACCAAGAUGCAUACUUUCUGCAGAAAAAUGUGGGCCCCCUCCACCUAUUGACAAUGGAGACAUUACUUCAUUCCCAUUGUCAGUAUAUGCUCCAGAUUCAUCAGUUGAUUACCAAUGCCAGAACUUGUAUCAACUUGAGGGUAACAAGCGAAUAACGUGUAGAAAUGGACAAUGGUCAGAACCACCAAAAUGCUUACAUCCAUGUGUAAUAUCACAAGAAAUUAUGGAAAAAUACAGCAUAACAUUAAAGUGGACAAACCAACAAAAGCUUUAUGCAAGAACAGGUGACAUAGUUGAAUUUGUUUGUAAAUCUGGAUAUCAUCCAACAAAAUCUCAUUCAUUUCGAGCAAUGUGUCAGAAUGGGAAACUGGUAUAUCCCAGUUGUGAAGAAAAAUAG